CCAACCUCCAAAUUCUGCCAAGGUUGCCAAGAACAUACCCACCAGUCAGAGCAACUCACAGACAGUGACGGGGAUACGACGUGUUGGUGGUCUCAGCCAAGAGCCAAUGCCACGCUUACUUUGGCUUUAGGCCGGCGAAUGGAAAUCCUUUACGUGGCUCUGAGGUUCUGCUCCCCAAGACCAGAAUCUUUGGCCAUUUACAAGUCUAUGGACUAUGGUCGCAGUUGGGUGCCUUUUCAGUUCUAUUCCAGCCACUGUUGGCAGCGUUAUCAUCUGCCCCCAACCACCACCAUUGUGAAAAGCAUGGAGCAUGAAGCAGUUUGUAUUGAGGCUCAAACAGCACUCAAGCCCCUCACCGGAGGGCUGGUGGCCUUCAUGCCUCUUGCAGGCCGCCCUUCAUCCCAGCGGUUCGAGUAUAGUCCUGUCCUCCAGGACUGGGUGACCGCUACUGACCUCCGCAUGUCCUUUGACCGCAUGCAUUCAACCCGGACUCUGGGGUUGCGCAGGAAAGAGGCCUCCUCUGGAGUAGCUGAGCUGCAGGUUGGAGGCAGAUGUAAAUGCAAUGGACAUGCCUCGCGGUGCACAGCUGGGAAAGAUGGAGGGAUAUCUCAGUGUGAUUGUCAGCACAACACAGCCGGCCCUGAAUGUGACCUCUGCAAAACCUUCCACUGGGAUAGGCCCUGGCAAAGGGCAACCCCCAAAGAUGCUCAUGAAUGUGUGGCCUGCAACUGCCACCGCCAUUCCCAUCGCUGCCGCUUCAGCAUAGAGCUUUUUGAACUUUCAGGGCGCCAGAGUGGGGGGAUCUGCUUGAACUGUCGCCACCACACAGCCGGGCGCCACUGUCAGUAUUGCUCACCAGGUUUUAAGCGUGACCUCAGCCAUCCCAUCACCAGCCACAGAGCCUGCAAAGCUUGCCAGUGUCAUCCUAUUGGGGCAACUGGUGCCAUUUGCAACCAGACCACUGGACAGUGCCAGUGCAAGAAUGGCGUCACCGGCCUGACCUGCAAUCGAUGUGCCCAGGGUUUCCAGCAAAGCCGCAGAGCUCACAUACCCUGCAUUCGUACCGAAUGUCAGAGCCAUUGCACACCACCACAAAGACAUGUCCACAUGAACUUGAGGAACUAUUGCAAGAAGGAUUAUGUUCUCCAGGCCCAGCUAUUGGCCUUAGAGAAGUCUGGAACAUGGUGGCAAUUUACAGCCUCAGUCCUCACUGUCUACCGCCAGCGUCGCGUACCUAUUCGUCGGGGAGAGCAGCCACUCUGGGUACCAGAACAAGAUUUGGCCUGCCGGUGCCUCCACCUCCAAGUGGGCAAAUUUUACCUUAUCAUCGGCAACGAUGCCGAGUCACCUGACCCUGCCCGGCUAAUCCUUGACAAAAACAGCCUUGCUCUGCUCUGGAGGGAUGCUUGGGCACAUAAAUUACGAAGUUUCCAGCAACAAAGCAAGCAUGGAAAAUGCUGAAGUAUCUAAGCCAAAAAGGUGAUGGGAAGGUGGGUGAAGAAACAGGUAGGAAAAGGCCUGAAUGGGUAGAAAAACCCUCACACCCGAAGUUUCAGAGUCCCACAGAAACUCCCUUGGGUACAAAAAGCUGAGCUUAAACUGGAACUGAUUUUGAUUUUAAAGUUUUAGUUCUGCAUUAUCAAUGACUCCCUCAUUCAUCCUUCUGACAGACCCAUGGGUUGACAUAUUAUCCCCUCUUUACAAGACAGAGGAAUUCAGCUGAACUAGAAACUUGGUUUUGGAUGAAUUAAUGGAAAAUAUUUGGGCAUGGGAAGCUGCUGAUUAAGCUAUAGCACCCUGAGCCAUCAGGAGACUAGCUGGGUAGAACAUAUGCUACUCUUCACUAGCAAACUCUAUCCUGCCACAGGGACAAACCUCAACAAAUGGUGCUCUUGUUAUUUACCACAUAACACAGAUGGAGAAUGGAGGUGUCCCCUGGCUUUGUUUUCCUUCUCUCCCUUCAUGGGAGGUAGGAUAAGGAUAGGAUAGGAUAAAGAAUAAGAGGUAAAGUUGAGUUUCAACAGAGGACUAAAGCAUACAUCUUGGUCAUCUGUCAAAACCGAGUAUUUUGGGGCAAGUGUUUUUCACAGCUGCAUUCAAAAGGAACCUCACCAUCAAUUGAUAUCAGCUAAUAGUCAGAUUUCUUUUGGUCAUGAGUUUGACAUUUUUCAAGGGUGAUGUCUAAAUUAGUCAAGAACCAGUUCUGACAAUAACUCUUCCUGUGAGACCUUUGAAACAAAAACUAUCAAAGUAGUUAAGAAUUGUAAUGUAUCAAGUCAUUUUUAAAAAGCUGUAUUGUGUCAAAAGAUAUUUUAAACACAGCAAGUUACUAUAAUGCCAAUAAAACAGAACUUCUCAGACAUUGUGGUGUCAAGAGCCACUAAAAUUUCAAAUAGGUCUGACCUUUUCCACCAUCUUCAUAUCAGAUAUUCAGGAAACUAAAUAAUACAAUUUAACUAAAGCUAAAUUGAAACCCUUGAGAAAUGCAGUGAUUUUGGAAUGUAAGACUGACAGA
Crotalus tigris (Tiger rattlesnake) is the source of this 2515-nucleotide messenger RNA. RefSeq names its product netrin 5 (gene NTN5). The transcript is spliced from 5 exons. Lineage: Eukaryota; Metazoa; Chordata; Lepidosauria; Squamata; Viperidae. The coding region runs from base 139 to 1461 and encodes 440 amino acids. Gene Ontology annotation, molecular function: protein binding. The record is from RefSeq and is a predicted model, not a curated record.